Messenger RNA from Paramecium octaurelia, 1393 nucleotides. Lineage: Eukaryota; Ciliophora; Oligohymenophorea; Peniculida; Parameciidae. The record is from the annotation of a GenBank genome assembly.
AUGAUUUCAUUUGAUCAAAUUCUUGAAACAAAAAUUGGAACUGGAUUGUACCAAGGCAGGACUCUCUUAAUUAUCGGUUUGGUCGAAUUUUGUGAUGGCGUUGAGUAUACAUUUAUGUCAAUCUUGAUUGCUAUUCUCUAAUCUGAAUGGAAUUUGAAUAAUGCUUAAGUUGCAACUUUGGGAUCAUCCUUUAUUUUUGGAGUCGUUUUUGGAAAUUUGCUAUGUGCAUUCUUGGCUGAUAGAAUCGGCAGAAAGAUUACAUUCUCGAUAUUCACAGGUUUGAGUUCGUUUUUGGUAUUUUACACAAGUUUUAGUAAUUCCUAUGGAGAAAUGAUUAUUCUAAGGAUUUGUUUUGGUUUAGUUUUUGGUACAACUUGUCCCCUGGGGUUUAUUUUUAUCUCUGAAGUCACAGAAGCUAAAUACAGAGGCAGAUUUGCGUUUGGAUUAUCAUUACUCUAUAUUUUUGGAAAAAUCUACUUGGUCUUUCUUUGCUUCUUCUUUUUAGAUAGUUAUACCUCUGGCAAUUGGAGAGGUUUGAUCAGAUUCAAUGGUAUACCUAUCACUAGUGCUUUUAUUUUGUCAUUGUUUUUCGUUAAAGAAACAAUAAGAUACUAUUUAAACUAGGAGGAAUACUAAAAAGCAUUUGAAGAAAUUGAAAACAACAUUAAAGAGAAUGGAAGAGAGAACGUCCAGCUUUUGGAUGAAGAUGUAAAGCAUUAAGUGUUAUAUUUUAUAGAAAAAAGGCUUAUAAGAAUGGUCUCAAAAAUAAAUCCAGGAACAGAGAGAGCAAAACCUGCAUGUAUAUGGGGUUCUAUCAAAUGAAUAUAGAAAAGAAACACUAUUAUUAUGGUUGGUCUGCAUUCUCACUAAUUUAUAAAAUAUGAGCAUAUAUUUGUUGAUGCCUUUUCUAUUUGCUGAGAAUAAUUCAGGAUUUUCACCGAUGUUGAAUAUGUUCAUUAUCGAAUUUUUGUUUGCUUUAAUUAUCUACAACCUGAUUGACAAUCCGCGUUAUGGAGGCAGAGUAAGGAUUAUGGCAUUUUCAGCUGCUGCACUCACUAUAGCCAACGGUUUAUUGUAUAUUUUGAAGAAUAACUUUUUGUAUGUAGGCCUAUUUAUCAUAAAAAUCUCAACAAGAGGACUUUUUUCAACCAUUGGCUUGCUGUGCUGUGAAACCUAUCCUCUUUAUUUAAGAUCUCAAGGCUCUGGCUUAGUUUAGGCUAUAGGAAAGAUUGGAGCAAUACCAUCUCCUUAUUUUUUGUUUCCUUUAUUUUUCAUAGAUCCAUAUUUACCUUUCGGACUCAUGUGUAUCUUAUCUACUGUUAUCUUAACUGUUACUUGCUUUUUCAACUAAGAUAAAACAUAAAAGCAUCUAGAGAUGUUAAAAGAAGAAUGA